Messenger RNA from Gryllus bimaculatus (two-spotted cricket), 615 nucleotides. The record is from the annotation of a GenBank genome assembly. NCBI's taxonomy places the organism in Eukaryota, Metazoa, Arthropoda, Insecta, Orthoptera, Gryllidae.
CUGCGGCGGGGGCAACGAAUCUCCGCGCCUACCCGCCCCGCGGCGCGCGCCGCGGUGGCCGCCGCCGCGGACCGCCGCCCCCGCGCUGGCAGCGCAGGCCGGCUUGUGGGCCAAGUGCGGCAAGCGCGCUGCGCGUCUCGCCUGCCGCCCGACGCGCCGGCCCCGGGUGGUGGCUGCGGGCAGACCGGGCAGGCGUCCACCCGCCGCCCAGCAGCGCCGACCUGCGCGUCCCGCCCUCCCGAGGCAGGCCCGUGGCCGCCCGCCGCCGGUGGCGGCGGGGGCGGACAGGCACAGAUGAACGCUGUCAGCUGCCCCUGCACCAAAUGCCAGUCAAGAUAUGGUGGCAACAGCAACCAGACUGAUUCAAGCAAUGACCUGCUGUUCUCCCUUGAUACCACCACCGCCAUGCAAGGUGUCCUGACGGAUGGAAUAGCAUUGUGCUGCACAAUGUGAGCAAUACAGUGUCAUUCUGUAAACGUUGCAGCCCACUUUUGGACAACUGUUUCAUUUGCUCAUUAUUAAAAUCGUUGGCAGCUAUUUGAUUAUUAAAAUCAUCAUCAUGACAUGAAUUAAUUUCUCUGCCCUUUUUGAUAAAUAAAUAGAGAUAUUGUCAGG